Messenger RNA from Ooceraea biroi (clonal raider ant), 892 nucleotides. RefSeq lists its product as uncharacterized. Lineage: Eukaryota; Metazoa; Arthropoda; Insecta; Hymenoptera; Formicidae. The record is from RefSeq and is a predicted model, not a curated record.
AUUAAUUCGCCCUCCCGCUCCUGUCAUGGACAUCAAUCAUCAGGAUAAUCGCAAUCGACGCCUGAGUGUCGCGUCGUGCGAGAGGAUAAUCCUCUAUGUGGACGAUUUCGCUGCAGCGACCGGCCAGGAUUUGUCACCGGAAUUCUACAAUCGUACCAAGAAUGUACACGCGUCAUCCGCUGAGCCGGAUGUUCUGCGGAUGGAUUACCGUUCCAGCCUGUACCCAUCCAGUUCCCCUGUAUCCCUGUAUCCAGACAACCUGAGCUUUCAACUGGAUGAUCGUUCCGCUCUUUACCCUCCUCAUUCCGCUGAGAGAUCACCGUCUCCCAAUCCGUUGAGCUCGCAGACGAGCACUCCGAGACGUUCAAGGUGCAACUUAGAUGUUGAUCAACGUUCCAGCAGACGCUCCAGUAUCCAGUCGAGUCGCUCGAGGACGAACAGCUGCAGCAAACCGACUCCUUUAGGUAGGAGAUGUUCGGCACGUUCGCUGAUGAGAGAAUCGCUUCACACGAAAGUAUAAUUAGGAUCGGAUAAAACAUCUCGAUUGUCACGUUCUGAAAUCUGCGUAUCAUAACGUACGUGUUUGAUAGCUUCUCGCGAUAUCGAAAUAUAAUUGCUGAAGCAUCUUGUUAUAUGUACAGCUUUUUGACGUCAUUGCUCGAAUGCAUUCAAGAUGUAUAGAGAGUACGUCGCAUUUAGUCCGGGCAUCCGAAAACGAUUAUUCUGUCGAUCAAUUCCUGCGGACGUGUCAGAGAAACGCUUUAGCAUUAAUACGUAACGACGACCAUGAAACUUCAGGGGAUGAUAGAAGAGCCAGUGUUAGCAAGAAAACCAGGCCACGGAGAGCGAGCUCUACGGUUCCUCGAAGGGAUUCCGUUCGGCCUGCCAAGGC